GCACGGGGCGUAGGGGACGGUAUGGAGAGUGCAAUCACGCUGUGGCAGUUCCUGUUGCAGUUGCUGCUGGACCAGAAGCAUGAGCAUCUGAUCUGCUGGACCUCCAACGAUGGUGAAUUCAAGCUCCUCAAAGCAGAAGAAGUGGCCAAGCUGUGGGGACUCCGGAAAAACAAAACAAACAUGAAUUACGAUAAGCUGAGCAGAGCCCUGCGAUACUAUUACGACAAGAACAUCAUCAAGAAGGUGAUUGGGCAGAAGUUUGUGUACAAGUUUGUCUCCUUCCCGGAGAUACUGAAAAUGGACCCUCACGCGGUGGAGAUCAGCCGCGAGAGCCUUUUGCUGCAGGACAGCGACUGCAAGGCGCCUCCCGAGGGCCGCGAGGCCCACAGGCACAGCUUGUCGGCCCUCAAGAGCACGAGCCGCAACGAAUACAUCCACUCGGGCCUGUACUCGUCCUUCACCAUCAAUUCCCUGCAGAACCCACCGGAAUCCUUCAAGGCCAUCAAGACGGAGAAGCUGGAGGAUCCGCCAGAAGACAGCCCUCCCGUGGAAGAAGUCAGGACUGUCAUCAGGUUUGUGACCAACAAAAGCGACAAGCACAUCAGCAGGCCUGUGGUGUCCCUGCCCUCCACGUCGGAGGCCUUCCUGGCCUCAUCUGUUUCAGCCAAGAUCUCCUCUUUAAUGCUGCCCAAUGCCGCCAGCAUUUCGUCCGCAUCGCCCUCCUCAUCUCGGUCCCCGUCCCUGUCCCCUAAUUCGCCCCUCCCUUCUGAACACAGAAGCCUCUUCCUGGAGGCCGCCUGCCAUGACUCGGAUUCCCUGGAGCCCUUGAACCUGUCAUCGGGCUCCAAGACCAGGUCUCCAUCUCUUCCCCCCAAGGCCAAAAAGCCCAAAGGCUUGGAAAUCUCCGCGCCCCCGCUGGUGCUCUCCGGCACCGACAUUGGCUCCAUUGCCCUCAACAGCCCAGCCCUUCCCUCAGGAUCCCUCACCCCAGCCUUCUUCACCGCACAGACACCAAAUGGACUGCUUCUGACCCCGAGUCCACUGCUGUCCAGCAUACAUUUCUGGAGCAGCCUCAGUCCAGUAGCUCCACUGAGUCCUGCCAGGCUGCAAGGGCCAAACACGCUGUUCCAGUUUCCAACACUGCUUAAUGGCCACAUGCCAGUGCCCAUCCCCAGUCUGGACAGAGCUGCUUCUCCAGUACUGCUUUCUUCAAACUCUCAGAAGUCCUGAUGACAUCUGGCCACAAUUAAAGACUCAAUUAACUGAUGAAACAAAUAUGGGCUAGUACCCAUGGGCUAGUUUACCUGUGUCAUGAGAAGGACUUUGUGAAACCCUCUGUUAAUUUGGUUUGCACUUUUCAUAACAUGGAUGGUCUAGAUUUAUGUUAGCAUUUUUAAAACUUUUUUUAUAUUCAAGUAUAUAUGAAAAUCUGUUUUGCAUUAAGUGAAUUUUAUUGUUUUUGUUUUUAUAUCCUUUUAGCUCUUAAGUGUUGAACACUGUUGACAGUGAAGAACUUUUCUUAAUGGUUUUCAGUGUAACUAAUAAGGAUGUGAAGCUUUUUUUCUCUUUAAUUCUACGUAUGCUGAACUGUGCUUAUAUACACUAUAACCAGCUGUGCCUUCCUUUGCAUUUAGUUUAAUGUAAAUGAUUUAUAUAUUUUUUAGUAUUGAGAUGUUUGAAAGACAAAAAUUAGUAUCAAACAGCUUUCGUAGAAUUUCAUUAUUUUUAACAAAUAGGCAAUAUGAAAGCAUAUUCAUAUUCAUUUUUUUUGCUUUCAAUUAUAAUUGCCUUAGGAUCUCUUUUGAACUGAAAUUCAAUAAAUGUAAUGUCCAAGUAAUGUUUUUAUAAGAAGAAACUAAGCCAUAUUUAGACAAUAAACAUUCAUAAAAGAAAAUGUUCUAAAGUGCAUUUUUAAAAAAGUGAACUUUGAAAGGCUAGCCCUCUUAGCUGUUUACAAUCUUUUAGAUUCCUCCCAAACAACAAACCUGAUGGAAAAGCUACGUCAAGUUUACUGUAUCCAUACCCCUGGAAUAUUUCCUAGGUUAGCAUAUACUUAUUUCAAAGAAAUAGCUCUGGGUUCUCCCCAUUUUCUAAAGAGAAUUAUACUCCUUUGAUACAUUUCAUGUAUCAUGACGAGUUAAGAUGUUCUAAACUGCUGGAACUAUAACAUUUAAAAAGUCCUAUGCUUUGGAAGAGGUUCACAGACUGGUGAUAAAUACAAACAAGUUUGUAACACCAGGCAUCUUCAUGUGUACAGGUAUAGCCUUGCUUGUGGAAAUCGAGAUGUUAUUACUAAGUUUAUGGUGAGAAUGAAGGAAUUCUGAUACGACAAAUAUAAAACCCCUCAGUAAUCUCAUCAUUGUGGCACUGAUCACAUAACAAUCUGGAACACUCAGCAGUAAAUUCUUUUGUGUAGUGUAUUUUAGAGCAGUGAUAAUAGAAACAUUUUCGGUUCCUUCAAAAAUCAGCCGGCAUCACUCUAAGGUAUUGUUCUGUACAUUAGGUAGGAAAGUUCUAAUGUAGCAGAACUGGAAAAUGCCCAGCGCUCCUAAUUCAAGGUCAGGUUAAUGAUCAUCUUUAAUUAUAAGUAACAAACCAAUUUAAAAUGUGGCUGAAUAAUUAUCUAAAUCAUGCAUUAAAUAGCAGGAAUUAUGAGAAGGGGUAAAAAAAAAAGCUUGUGAAAACAUAAACAUUCUUGGAUUUCUAAAAAAUCUAAAAUUUUGUUAUACUUAGAAAUUUUGAGAUUUCUGAUUGGAACUGAGCAUCUCUAUGUGUGGGGAUAUAUGCCUUUAUCUGGAGAAAAAAUCCAAACACUUUAGUAUGCAUCUCUGAAUAUAAAGUAAUGGGGCUGAUUCCAAAAUUCACAAGCAGACACUACUGUCACUCCCUCUUGGGCUAAGGAUAAUUCUGUACUAAAAUAGCAGGUCGAGCUGGUAUUUACCAAACGUAACACUUGAGAGUUAGAAGGGGCCUGGCUUCUGAGAAUGUGUCCUACUGCUGUUUCCAGAUAAGGACAACUGCAAAGGAGAAGCUGGGAGCUGCCUGAGGCCACGCAGCUCACUGAAGGUAGGACAGUGGUGCUCAGUCCAGUUCUGCUUCCCCAUGCUUAAUUACUGGUCUAAAAUUUGUGUUUGGUAGAAAAGAUGGAUAGAGCAUUUUAAAAAAUUGUUGGCUAAGAGAAGAACUAUUGCAAGUACAGGAAUGAUUGUUAAAGAGUAACUAAACAGGAAGCUAAUGUACAAGAAUCUUAACCCAAAAUAUUUUAAAAGUUUAAUGCUGAUUGAUUGGAAAUGUUCAAGUGACUAUAUACCUGAUUUUUGUAGUCCAUUCCUCCAAAUAUUAUGAUUAACAUAUACUCCAGCAGCUCCAUUUACUAGAAAUGGAAAAAUACCAUAAUUUUUGAUGGACCAAAAAAUCCACUGUAACACAAGCAGAGAACUGGAGGUAUUGAAAUAUAACUGUUAUAGCUCUGCCUCAUUCUACAUGUGUGGUGUUUGUUUUUUUAAGAACUAUUUUAGUCAGAACAUAGUUUCAAAGGACAUAUUAACUUUUUUCUUCCUUUUUAUAUGUCUGCUUGAUCAGUGUUAAACUGCUAUGGCUAAAGUUUUAUAGAACUAUAACCUAAACAUUGGUCUCUUUGUACACAUCUUUUCUGACUGCAAAUCCUCAUUCACUUUCAUAUAUAUGUAUCAUUUUUAUUGUUAUGUUAUUUUUGUUCAAUAAAUGCUUUGUGAUAAACUGUG
Pteropus alecto (black flying fox) is the source of this 3743-nucleotide messenger RNA. RefSeq names its product ELK3, ETS transcription factor (gene ELK3). Gene Ontology annotation, molecular function: DNA-binding transcription factor activity, RNA polymerase II-specific; sequence-specific DNA binding. The transcript has 5 exons. The coding region runs from base 22 to 1230 and encodes 402 amino acids. Gene Ontology annotation, biological process: cell differentiation; regulation of transcription by RNA polymerase II. Gene Ontology annotation, cellular component: nucleus. NCBI's taxonomy places the organism in Eukaryota, Metazoa, Chordata, Mammalia, Chiroptera, Pteropodidae. The record is from RefSeq and is a predicted model, not a curated record.